GCCUUGUGCUUGUCUACUCCUCGAUUCAUACUAGAGUCAUGGCAGCAAACAAAUCCUGGGCUUUGAUCGAAGAAUACCGUCGUCUGCCACUUGCAUGUGUCGGGGCCGUUUCAAUUGUCAUAGCGCUUUUCUGGCUCGGCUGGAGUUCUUAUCGUAGAAUUCACCCAGCUCUACCCAUGAUGGCUGGGGUCUUCUUUGGUUUCGGCUAUUCUCUGGUCUGCGCCGCCAUGUUGAACUACCUGACAGAUGCUUAUAAGGAAGCCUCGGCAUCUGCGCAGGCGGCCGCGAGUGCAACUAGGGCCAUAAUGGCGGUGGUUCUGCCUUUCGCCGCGACCCCGAUGUAUAACCACCUGGGCAUCCACCGGGCAGGCUCACUUCUGGGGUUUUUGGCUUUAGCCCUGGUAGGGAUACCAUUCGCCUUCAUUCGGUAUGGACCGCGGCUGAGGCAGAGCAGCGGCCUUGCGGCAGGAGAGUAA
This is a messenger RNA of Aspergillus aculeatus ATCC 16872, 476 nucleotides long. RefSeq lists its product as uncharacterized. The transcript is spliced from 2 exons. NCBI's taxonomy places the organism in Eukaryota, Fungi, Ascomycota, Eurotiomycetes, Eurotiales, Aspergillaceae. Bases 39 to 476 code for a protein of 145 amino acids. Gene Ontology annotation, biological process: transmembrane transport. The record is from RefSeq and is a predicted model, not a curated record. Gene Ontology annotation, molecular function: transmembrane transporter activity.